Molecule: messenger RNA, 2787 nt
Organism: Darwinula stevensoni
Lineage: Eukaryota; Metazoa; Arthropoda; Ostracoda; Podocopida; Darwinulidae
Source: the annotation of a GenBank genome assembly
AUGGCCAUGAGUUCCACGACCACAGCUCCCGGUGGAAUCCCGUGGCUAGAGAGUGAGAAAAAGAAGAAGCAUUUACAUGGGAUUCGCCUUCCGCCCGUCCCCUCUCCUCAGGACAUUUGCUUCCUGAAUCGCGAUCUCCAGGCUCUCAGAUCCCGGCUCCGCUCUUCUCGUCGCCGGCGAAUUCCCGAGGACCAGGGGAGAGGGGUAAAAACGAAAUUCAGCAAGAGGAACCUUCGUCCUUAUCUGCAAAAGGCGGAGGAACCGCAGUUUCCCUAUGCACAUUACUUAGAUAUACUUCAGAAAGCAGUUACCAAUGCACCCGUUCCACCGUUACCAGAUUCUUGGAUACAGAGGAUCUUCCAAGCUAUUCCAGAUGACCUCAUUAAGAAGUACUCUCGAGCUGCAGAUGAAUUUCUUGAAGAAAUAAGGGAGUUUCACACGUCCAGUUUGCAGAAGCUCUCCGUCAGUCAAGUGUUCUGGAAUCCUCACGAGGAUUAUUUCAUCCUCCGCACAUACGAGAAGAAAGGGCCGUCUCCGUGGCUGGAGGCGUUCAGGAAGAAUCGGGUUUCUUUGUCUCACACCUUGCUGGUCGGCCAUACUCUGCCAACCAAAAUAGUCCGCCUAUCAAGGGAUUUAUUGGAUACCACUCUCUUAUUCGACUGCUAUCCCCUCAUGGUGACUCGAAAUGCCGCCUGCGGCACAACCCACACAGCACAGGGAUAUCCCAGGGAUGUCCCUAACUGGACGACUUGUCCCCAUGUCUUUAUAGGAUAUCCUGAAGACAUCUUCUUUCUGACGGUUUCGGACAUCUCGCUUUUGGCGACGGUGAGCCUUUGCCCUUGCGCUGUGAUCCCUUGCGGCGUGCACCCUGAAUACGCAGCUGUCCCGCUACUUCCUUCCCUUCGUUCCGUCAUUUCCUCUCCGACUCUGGCCACGCACGCCUUCCGCCACCACCCCCAUCCAGGCAACCAGUGGUUGCGUCCUCUUCUGAAGCAGUUAGGUUCCUCGGACAAAAAGAGUUUUCGUGAAAUGAGUUCCAACGUCCCGUACUUGGGCUGCAAAAUCAGCCUGAUAUCCAAGUCUGAGAUACGAUAUGAGGGAAUCCUCUAUACCAUUGAUCCACGGGAGUCGACUGUCGCCUUGGCCAAAGUGAAGUCGUUUGGAACAGAAGAUAGGCCUACAGAUCGUCCUGUAGCUCCUCGAGAGGAAGUAUACGAGUAUAUAAUCUUCCGUGGAUCUGAUAUCAAGGAUAUUCGUGUUUGUGAACCUCCAAAACCACAACCCACUUUGGCUGGUGGUCUGCCAAGUGACCCUGCAAUCGUUCAGCAUUCCACACCUCCUGGGUUGAUGGGUGCUGGCAGUACUCGCUUGGUGAACAAUGUCCCCAUCAGCAAUUGGCGUGAAGGCAAUCUGAUGGAAGUGUUAUCUCAGAGUCGGGAUGUUCCACAAACGUCAAGUCAGGCUAUUGUCAUGCAACAAGGGCAUUCACAUGUAGAUCAAGGAGUGCAAGUAGGUCCACAAGGGGUUCGUCGUAAACGUAACCAGGCCCAGGGUGGAAAUCGUUCCAAUGUUACUCAUCCAACUGCUGAAGGUGGACAAGGAUCAGGAAACAAUGCUGAGAACUUUCGAGAGCGAAAUGGUCAGCAGAUGAACCGUGGACAGAAUCAAAGUGGGCGAUCUGGUCGUGGUCGAGGUGGAAGUCGUCAGGGAUUACGUGGUAGUCGAGGUGGAGCUGCUAAUAAUCGACCAUCCCAUCGUCUUCAACAGCACCAGGGACCAGAUCCCCUUAACUUUGAUGGGGAUUUUGAUUUUGACAAAGGGAACACUGAAUUUGAAGAACUACGUUCCCAGCUGAAUCAAACUGAAUCUAAAAAAGAUGAUCUUCCUGUGAUUGAUGAGACUUCAGAAAAUUGGGAUCCAAAUGCAAAGGAGUGGGAAGAGAUACCCGAGAAGGAAGAGAAAAAGGAGGAGGAGCGGAAAGAUGAUUCAGGACAUGGAUCUCCGGAGUCAGAAGACAAAAUUAUCUCUACUGUUGAGAAAGCUGUCCAGCCUGAAAUCCCACCAUGCAAGGCUUUCUAUGACAAAGCCAAAUCCUUCUUUGACAGCAUCUCUUGUGAGGCAAUUGAGAAGACCAAAGGAAAAAUGUUCCGCAUCAAUUGGCGAGAGGAGCAAAAAUUGAAUGUGGAAACAUUUGGUGAGCAAGCUGUGCACCAUAGCACCUUCAUGGGCAACUACCGUUCAAUGGGAUUUCGAGGAUAUGGAUACCCAAUGUGGCGAGGGAUGAGGUUCAAUCGUGGCCGUGGCAUGCGUCGUCCUAUGAUGCCUCGAGUUACAAAGCCAGUUGUGAAGCAACUCCCACAAGACAGAAAGUACAAGUGUCAUGCUAUAUCCCCCCCUUUGAUCCAAACACCCUUAUUUGGACCUGAUGAUCCCAUGCCAGAGGAUGCUUUCAUUUGUCCGGACUACUGGCAGUCCUUGAAUGGAGCUCAAAGUGCCCUGAAGGGUCUGGAUCUUGCUGCAUACGAGGAGCAGUACAAUAGUGAUGAAUUGGAAGAACUGGAAGCACUACAUCCAGUUGAGAAGCCAAAGGAGAUGAUCAAUAAUCACUCCUACACUGGGAAGCAGAUCUCUGCUGCAAACUUCUCAUUCCUGGCCAUCACCAAUACCUCAGAGCCCUAUGAGUCCAGCAUACAUGUCAUACGUCUCUCCAUGUCCUUGGCAUGCAAAUUAUUCCAGCCCAGGCAUGCAAUAUCCAUGGAUGAGGAGGGAUACACCAGAAAGACAUAG